This is a messenger RNA of Neurospora tetraspora, 2031 nucleotides long. RefSeq lists its product as uncharacterized. Gene Ontology annotation, molecular function: dTDP-glucose 4,6-dehydratase activity. NCBI's taxonomy places the organism in Eukaryota, Fungi, Ascomycota, Sordariomycetes, Sordariales, Sordariaceae. Gene Ontology annotation, biological process: nucleotide-sugar metabolic process. The transcript has 4 exons. The coding region runs from base 93 to 1841 and encodes 582 amino acids. The record is from RefSeq and is a predicted model, not a curated record.
UGGGUGGCUCAUGAGGAAGGGUGCACCGCAGCCAGCCACUUUGCCAUCAGAAUCUCGAGUUUCCGGGUAUUGGAGUCGGCCAGAACCAAAGAAUGACGUUCGCGACACAAGAGUCAACUUGCCGGUACAACGGUGCGGUUACGCCUAUCUCGCCCAGCUCUCAACAGGAGAGCUUUUUCGAUGACAACGAGACUUGGCGUGAUGCUCCUGUGCUUACCGGCACCACAAAAUUCACUCCUCUACCUGAUGUAAAGAACAUCAUGGUUACGGGAGGCGCUGGUUUCAUAGCGUGUUGGGUUGUCAGACACUUGGUAUUGACGUAUCCAGAAGCCUACAACGUCGUCUCCUUCGACAAGUUAGACUACUGCGCAUCGCUCAACAACACCAGGGCACUAGAACAUGAGCCGAACUUUUCGUUUUACAAAGGCGACAUUACGAAUCCUUCCGAGGUCAUGGACUGUCUGAAGCGGUAUAAUAUCGACACCAUCUUUCACUUUGCCGCUCAAUCACAUGUCGAUCUGAGUUUUGGAAAUCCAUUCGGUUUCACUCACACCAAUGUUUACGGCACCCAUGUUCUUCUCGAGAGCGCAAGGAAGGUGGGCAUCAAGCGCUUUAUUCACGUGUCUACCGAUGAAGUGUAUGGUGAGGUAAAGGAUGACGAAGAUGAUCUUCUGGAGACGAGCAUUUUGGCACCCACCAACCCUUAUGCGGCCAGUAAAGCUGCUGCCGAGAUGUUGGUGAACUCUUACAAGAAAAGCUUCAAACUACCAGUCAUUAUAGUGAGGAGCAACAAUGUUUAUGGUCCUCAUCAGUACCCAGAGAAAAUCAUUCCCAAGUUCACCUGCUUACUCGCCCGCGGAAAGCCCGUUGUCCUUCACGGAGACGGCUCGCCCACUCGCCGCUAUCUCUAUGCAGGUGACGCCGCCGACGCCUUCGAUACCAUCCUGCACAGGGGCCAGCUAGGGGAGAUCUACAACGUUGGUUCUUACGAUGAGAUUAGCAACCUGUCGCUUUGCCACAAGCUCUUAGUCGAAAUGGAGAUUAUCUCCCCUCGAUCUCCUUCAUCAUCUCCUCCUUGCAACUACACCACAUCACCGCCCUCGUCGUGCCCCCCUGUGGCAGAACAAGAAGAGUUCCAUCGCUGGGUCAAAUACACCCACGACCGCCCUUUCAACGAUCAUCGGUAUGCCGUUGACGGCACCAAGCUGCGAAAACUGGGUUGGGAGCCGAAAACUAGCUUCGAAGAAGGGCUAAGGAUCACAGUGGACUGGUACACACGGUUUGGGGAAAGGUGGUGGGGUGAUAUCACCAACGUGUUGACGCCUUUUCCCAUUACAGCUGGGAGCGGAGAUGGGGUGCUGGAUGAGGAAGGGGCCGAGGUGUGUGACGAGCCCGUCACUUUGGGGUUUAUAAGAGAAGAGACGGCGGUUUCUGCUUCAUUGGAGAGACUGAAGGAAACAUCGAAUUCUACCAGGUCACCAAACCCACAACAUCGACAUCGACAUCAAGAUCAACAUCAACAAAAACGUCGCGAAAGAGAAUAUCACCACAAAACGAGGGAAAUGUCGCGAGACAACACGAAUUAUGGAUCUAAUGGGAUACCAAGGAGCUGUACCCUGGGUUCUCCACGCCUAAGAGAUCCCGCUACCAACACCGGGCUAGCAAGUCCAGGGAUCACAUUAGAUGAGGAGGAGAGUCUCGAUGAUGAGGCUACAGAUGAUCGACCCACGACCCCUUACGACGAGCCACAAUCACGAAAUAAGCGCAAGCUUUCGACCGUGGUCGGAGAUGAUAUCACCAAAAACAGCUUCAACAAAAAGGCCCGGGGAACUGUUGCUUAGGAAGGUGGUCCCGGUGCUAACUUGCCGUGGAUAAGAUCAAUGAGAAGGUUGUGGUUUUGCUUUUUGGGGGGGAUGCCGAGGUAUGAAGGUUGUUUGAGUGGGAAUGGCGCAGGGGUAGCAACUGAGGGUUGGAGAGGGAGUCAAUUGUCUUGGGUUGAUUUUGGGGUCAUAGGAACUCUCGUCUGGGGAA